Molecule: messenger RNA, 1473 nt
Organism: Belonocnema kinseyi
Lineage: Eukaryota; Metazoa; Arthropoda; Insecta; Hymenoptera; Cynipidae
Gene: Nplp1
Product: neuropeptide-like 1
Exons: 4
Coding region: 1-1473 (490 amino acids)
Source: RefSeq, a predicted model, not a curated record
AUGGCUUCAAAGCGAGUAACAUGCCAGGAUGAUGAGGCAAGUACUGGUUGCCUUCCAAAAAAGACAUUUAUCGCCCUCCUUCGCAUUCCAGAAGUAAGUUCAAAUUUAGCAGCAUAUUCCCGAACAGCCCGAAUUAUUCAAGACGCAAAAAAUCGGGAUGACAUCGUAAAUUGGAGAGCCAUGAACCAGGAAGAUGGUGAAGAUGGUGAAAUUUGUCUGCCGGCUGCUAUUUAUCUGGAACUGUUCAGGAAUCCAGCAAUGCGAGGACACCUAAGUGCUGUCGCCCGAGCCCAAAAAAUACUUGAAAGUCCUGCUGCUUCCUAUCCCGAUUCAGACAUAAAGCGAAGUUUAGCGAUUCUUGCAAAAAAUAACGAUAUGCCAGUUACUGGUCAAGGUCAUGAUGGUGAAGUCGAAGUUCAAAAUGAUGGCGAGGGUGGAGGAGGUGGUAUGGAUGGUGAGGGAUCAGAAUUUGACCAUCAAACCUUGGACAUUCUUCUAAAAAUUCUGCAUGAAAAUGAUCAAAGAAAUGUACAUGCUAUUGCUAGGGAAUAUACCCUUCCUAAUGGACAAAUUGAUUUUGAAGCGAUAGCAAGGGAUUAUGGUAAUGAAAAGCGUAAUAUUGCUUCGAUGGCUAGAGACUUCAAUUUGCCCCCACACGGUAAAAGAAACGUGGCUUCUUUAGCAAGAGACUACGCCCUUCCAGGUGGUAAGAGAAACUUUAGCGACUUUUUAACAGAUGCUCUGCUGUCCUACGAAAAAAAGAACAUAGCCUCAUUAAUGAGAAAUAAUGGUGGUAAAAGAAAUGUAGCAGCUCUAGCUAGAGACUUUGCUCUUCCACCGAUGCCAGCUGGUAAAGGAAGAAAACGAGCAUUUUUCGGGUCUUGGGGUCUUCCUGAUGAUGAGACAGAAAAUGAAGAAAAGAGGAACAUUGCAGCAUUAUCAAAGAAUGACGAUUGGCCUAUCUUCAACAAAAGAUUCGGAGUCGGUUCAAGCCGGAUUUUGCGUUUUCCAACCACAAAUCGUUUUGGCAGAUCCUUAGGUGAUCAGGACAUGUCUCAGGAACUUCUGAAUCUUCAAAGACUGGCACAUCUAAACGCUGAACGGAAUCAUGAAAAUGCAAUGAUGGAUUUACUGGGUUUACUAGGGACAAAAAACGGAGCGAAUGAGAAAAUGCUCUCUGGAGAGAGGAGGCCCAAGAGGCAGCUUUACUUUAGUGAAGAGUAUCCUUUACCAGUCAUGCAGAACAACAAUGUCUUUGAUUAUGAGGAUCUUAUAGAAGCUCUCACGGGACAGUAUCCCAAGACAGAGAAGAGGUUCAUGGUUUUGAACCAACACCUUCUUCAACCGAACUUGGAACUAACACCUUUCUCGAGCACAUUCGGAACGAGCAUCUUCUUCAAGCGAACUUCGAACCAACGCCUUCCUCGAGCACAUUCGGAACGAACACCUUAUUCUACUCAGGCGUCGAAAUAA